Messenger RNA from Erinaceus europaeus (western European hedgehog), 1587 nucleotides. It is a transcript of the gene SLC30A8, whose product is annotated as solute carrier family 30 member 8. Gene Ontology annotation, molecular function: zinc ion transmembrane transporter activity. Gene Ontology annotation, biological process: zinc ion transmembrane transport; insulin secretion; response to zinc ion. Gene Ontology annotation, cellular component: plasma membrane. The transcript has 8 exons. The coding region runs from base 1 to 1110 and encodes 369 amino acids. NCBI's taxonomy places the organism in Eukaryota, Metazoa, Chordata, Mammalia, Eulipotyphla, Erinaceidae. The record is from RefSeq and is a predicted model, not a curated record.
AUGGAGAUUCUUGAAAGAACUUAUCUCGUGAAUGACAAGACCACCAAGAUGUACGCCGUCACAUUAGACAGUGUGGGGUUCCAGCAGAAACCCUUGAAUAACAAUCAAUGUCCUGGAGAGAAGCCAGAGGAGCUCAAGUCAGGAGCCAUCUAUCACUGCCACAGCAACUCCAAGGCUAGGGAAAACAGGGCAAACGAGCAAAUCUAUGCCAAGUGGAAACUCAGCGCUGCUUCGGCAAUCUGCUUUAUUUUCAUGAUUGCAGAGGUUGUGGGUGGCUAUGUUGCUGGGAGUCUUGCCAUCAUCACAGAUGCUGCCCAUCUCUUAAUUGACCUGACUAGUUUCCUGCUCAGUCUCUUCUCCCUGUGGCUGUCUUCGAAGCCCCCUUCUAAGAGGCUGACCUAUGGAUGGCACCGAGCAGAGACCCUUGGUGCCCUGCUGUCCAUCCUGUGCAUCUGGGUGGCGACUGGUGUGUUGGUGUACCUGGCCUGUGAGCGUCUGCUAUACCCCGAUUACCACAUCCAGGCAACUGUGAUGAUCAUCGUGUCAGGCUGUGCUGUGGUGGCCAAUGUCAUACUAAGUGUGAUUUUACACCAGAGACACUUUGACCACAAUCACAAGGAAUUACAAGCUAAUGCCAGUGUGAGAGCAGCAUUUGUACAUGCCUUGGGUGAUCUAUUUCAGAGCAUCAGUGUGCUGACCAGUGCACUGAUUAUCUACUUUAAGCCAGACUACAAAAUAGCUGACCCAAUCUGUACAUUUGUGUUUUCCAUCCUGGUUUUGGCCAGUACCAUCACAAUCUUAAAGGACAUCUCCAUCUUAUUCAUGGAAGGUGUGCCAAAGAACCUGAGUUACAACAAUGUGAAAGAGCUUAUUCUGGCAGUGGAUGGGGUGGUGUCUGUGCACAGUUUACACAUCUGGUCAUUAACAAUGAACCAAGUGAUUCUCUCAGCUCAUGUUGCUGCAGCAGCCAGCCGGGACAGCCAGGUUGUUCGAAGAGAGAUUGCUACCAUCCUCAGCCACAGCUUUACUAUACACACCCUCACCAUUCAGAUGGAAUCUCCAGCCGACCAGGACCCUCACUGUCUUUUCUGUAAAGACCCCCGAGACUAGCUUGACUACACUGUGGAUUUCACAGGAUUGACAGGUCAUUGCAUGCUGCUCUGCAAUUUUAGGAACAUAAGAAACAAACCAGAAAAACAAGUGUGAGGAAUUUAUAACAGAGCACCAUUCAGACAUUCUUCUUUGUUUACUUCCUAUCCACUGUGAAUGAUGAUACAUUUAGAUUCAUCAGUCAAUCGGAUUAUAAACUCAUCAACAGAUAUAUUCAGUUACAAAAUCUGUUUCUAGAUUAUUCCUGACUAGGGCUGAGAUAGCAGCUGUUUGUAACCACAGACAGCAAAUUUCACUUUUUUAAUAACAUAUGCCCAGAGUGAGGGUAUAGGAAAGUAUUAUCAGGAAGCAGUGGCUAGGAAAAGACUCACAAAAUUCUCCCUUAACACAAGAAACAAAAAAUAGGAAGAGCAGAGUCAGAGAAUGCGGAGGCCCAGCAUCCCACUAGAACUUAUCUCUCUUACCAUGUUGUAAUAU